Messenger RNA from Ilex paraguariensis (yerba mate), 1293 nucleotides. The record is from the annotation of a GenBank genome assembly. NCBI's taxonomy places the organism in Eukaryota, Viridiplantae, Streptophyta, Magnoliopsida, Aquifoliales, Aquifoliaceae.
AUGGUUCGCGCGUCGUUGAAAUGUCUGCAGCUUUAUGGUUAUGAUUUGCUUUUGGGAUCCAUUGCUGCGUUUUAUGUAUUCAUGGUACCCUAUACGAAGGUUGAAGAAAGCUUCAACGUUCAGGCAAUGAACGAUUUCUUAUAUCAUCACCAUCACAUAGAUAAGUAUGACCAUUUGGAGUUUCCGGGAGUUGUUCCUCGCACUUUCAUUGGUGCCUUGGUUGUAUCAAUUUUGGCAUCACCGAUUACAUUGACAAUGAAUUUGCUACACUUGCCAAAGCUUUACGGUCUUUUCGCAGCUCGCUUGGUGUUAGGUUCAAUGAUAUUGUCUACGUUGAGAUUUUUUCGUGUUCAGACAGACAGAGAAGGGGUGGGGGGGAAGGGACUAGCAGUUCUUGUGAGCCUUUUGAAAGCCUUGUCUCGGAGAAUAUAUGGGUGUUUGCUUGGGUCUCUUGGUCGUGCUGUUCUGAGUUCACUGAGGAACAAUUUGAUCCUGGUACUUCCGGUAUACCAGUUGUGCUGUUCUGAGUUCACUGAGGAACAAUUUGAUCCUGGUACUUCCGGUAUACCAGUCAAUUUGGCAUAUGGGUAUUGGUUCAAGGGGAGUUUUUAUGCAGCAUUACAAUGUCUGAUUUGUGCUACCAUCAUCUUUAGAUGUGACAUGCUGCUACUUCUUUCCCCUUUUGGCCUAGAGCUAUUGCUGACCAAAUCAGUUUCGUUUUGGAAAGGAUUAAAAUGCUGCAUUGGAACUGCUUUAUUUUGCAUAGGUCUUACAAUGUUGGUUGAUUCAAUCAUGUGGAGGAAGUUGGUGUGGCCCGAGUUUGAAGUUUUUUGGUUCAACUCAGUUUUGAACCGCAGUUCUGAGUGGGGUACACAUCCCUUUCAUUGGUACUUCACUUCGGCACUUCCCCGGUCAUUGCUUGCUGCAUAUCCUCUCUUUUUGCUUGGGGUUAUACUUGAUCGGAGGGUUCUGUUCUACAUUCUUCCAGUUUUCUCAUUUGUUUUACUUUACUCCAAGCUUCCACACAAGGAGCUCCGCUUCAUUAUUAGUUCCAUUCCAAUUUUUAACUUAUCCGCUGCAAUUGCAGCUAGCAGAGUCUACAACAAUAGGAGGAAGAGUUUCUGGAAAUUGCUGAAUAUUGUUGUUCUGGGAUUACUCCUGGUCAGUCUAGGGUGCACCAUCAUAAGUUUUAUGGCGUCCUAUCAGAACUAUCCUGGUGGUUAUGCCCUAAAAGCAUUGCAUAGGAUGGGUCAAAAUCAUCUAAUGAUUGAUCUCUGUACCUUGGUUUUGUGA